CACUCUCUGUCUCUCGUCUCAACUUCGUCUCUCCGGCGCUGUUAAUUUUCCUUUUGCUCUUCCGUUCUUGUUUCAUAUCUAGAGGCGCCGGCGGCUACUCCCAACAUUUGAAACCCCCCGAUCGAACUCAUGUGGAAUCCAGAGGCGCCGCCGGCCUAUUUCCCGCAGCCGCCGCUCCCUACGGUGGUCUCCCACCAACCGGCGGCAGCCACCAUGCUCAUCUACGUUCCAUACAGCCAGCCGCCGCCGACGUUGUACUAUGACAACUACACCAGAUGCUACUACUAUUGCCCUCCAUCCAAUCUCCUCCUCCUACCGCCGCCGCCGCAGCAAGACGUGGAUUAUGUGGCUCCGACCUCCAUAGCUGCGGCAGCAUCACCACCGUCAGCUCUACCGGAUGCUAGUUCGCCUCUUGACGGUCCGCUACUCCCAAAUGGAGAAGAGACAACCGUUAUGAUCAAGAAUAUCCCUAAUCGCUACAACCGGAGGAUGCUGAUGGAGUACGUCGACGGUCACUGCCUGCUCCAAAACCAGAAAGGCAUGGGGAAUGAACAGAGCUGCUACUCGGCAUAUGAUUUCCUCUACCUUCCAAUUGAUUUUGGGAGAAAUGCAAACAAAGGUUACGCGUUCGUCAACUUCACGAGCCCAACGGCGGCCUGGAACUUCUACCUUGCCGCUGACAACCAGCGGUGGUCUCAUUGCAGAUCCCGUAAGCUGGCCACGAUCGUGAGCGCCAAGUUGCAGGGGCUCAACCAGCUGCUCGCACAUUUCGAACCCACCGUUUUCUCCUGCCACUCCGACAACUUUCUGCCCGUCCGCUUCGAUCCACCACGGGACGGCUCCAACAAAGAUAUAGUGAAACAGUGGACGGUAGGGAGGCGCCGCUUCUGACAAACAGCAAAAAAUCGUUAGUUCUAUGGCUCUAUAUAUGCUUUAAUUUCUUCUUAGCUUUCAUUUUGCCUGUUUAGUAUAUAUGCAUAUGUAUGUGAUCGAGUACGUAGUGCCGUAGGUAACUAGCUUGGCUGUGUAAGAUGAGCGCCAGUAUGCACGUGUUUUCCAACAAACAAGAGGCUUUUGUUUGAUAUUAACGUUGGAAAUUUAACGUUUUGAACAAUUAUUAACCUCAUCGAGUUCGAGCAUGGGAUUUUGAUGUUUUCAUGGGUUUUUAACAAUUUACGCUAAGGUACUCCAUGCUAUGGAGGUUUAGCGAGAGAUUAAAAAACUAAUCCUACGAGUACUUUGCUGAGAAAAGGGUAAACUUGACAUGUAGUAGAAAGUUGGUUUUGGGAACUUUUUUUCCAAGUCUUGUGUAAAGUUUUUGCACAUCCGCUCCUCCUAUUGCAUUGGUGCUUGUUGUCGAUAACCAGUUAUUCCAAUAAUUCUAAUUAUUGUGAAAGGUUCAAUUAUGAAUCAUAUAUUAUUUGCUAGCACACUUCCUCAAACGAAAGCUACCAUAUAUGGGGUUGAAACUUGCACGGGAAAAAAAAGCGAGUGCACAAAUAAUUAAUUGGGCCCAAAUCACUUUGUCUCGGGGAGAAUUAAUUUGGGCCGGGGAUCUUCUAUUGGGCGGCCGAACAGAAAAGUCUUGGAGACUAUUUUUUUUUGGGCCAAAGGAAAUUCUGUGUGGGCGGAUCUCUUUUGGGAGAAUAAAAGAAAGAAAAGAAAGGCAGCAGAAGGGUGUUGGUUUUGGGCUGAAAAAGAAAGAGAGGCGGACAAGGUCUCUUUAGCUUUUGGGGGAAAGGCAACACAGGAGCGGAUUUUUUUUGGGGACUUUUCUUCUGUGGGUUUUUGGUCACGGAAAUUCUUUGGGCGAAGGAAAGCAAGGGCGCAAGGCAGCAGCAGGCAGCAAGAGCAGCGCGGUUUGGUGAAUUGGUGAUCAGCUUUUCCAAGGUUUGAGCUGAGUUCAACGAAAGCGAUUAGUUGGUUGGAUUUUCUAAACCGAACUAGUUGUGUAUUGUUGAUUUAGAACAUGAUGAUCAGAACCCUAUCGAUUUAUCUCAAUUUCGUCAUGAACUAAACCCCGAUUUCUGGAGGAAACACCAUAAGAUGUAGCUAUUUCUUGAUUUGAUGGAUUGAUUCAUGAUUCUUUUCCUCCAAUCUCUAUUGCAUGAAAUUACUUAAUGCUUUGUGUUGACUGGCCACCAAUACAAUGAAUCGUAGUUGAUUAGGUUAUUAGCGACAGUGAAACCCUAUUAACUGAACCUGUUUCAUGUGACAUAGUAACUUAUCGAAGCGACAGUGGAUUAAAUAAGGUGCUAUGCG
Molecule: messenger RNA, 2262 nt
Organism: Linum trigynum
Lineage: Eukaryota; Viridiplantae; Streptophyta; Magnoliopsida; Malpighiales; Linaceae
Source: the annotation of a GenBank genome assembly